Brassica napus (rape) is the source of this 1102-nucleotide messenger RNA. RefSeq names its product death-associated inhibitor of apoptosis 1-like. Bases 340 to 963 code for a protein of 207 amino acids. The record is from RefSeq and is a predicted model, not a curated record. NCBI's taxonomy places the organism in Eukaryota, Viridiplantae, Streptophyta, Magnoliopsida, Brassicales, Brassicaceae. The transcript has a single exon.
UCUCAUUGGUAUUAGCGUUAGAGUCUCUCUCUUCACGUAAUUGGGGAAAAUUAUGGCGCGAAGAUGACGACGUAAAUGGGGACAUCUCACGUGGGAAAAGCCUUGAUUAAUGCGUCUCUCUCUCUCUCUCUUUAAUUUCACUCUUCCUUUUUUUUUACCUUCUUUUUCUUUUAGUUUUCAAAUUAUUUUUCCGCCAUGGUGAUUAAUCAAGAACAAACAUUUUCCCGCCAUAACCCCCCCCCCCCCCCUAGUUUAUAAACAAUCUCUCUCACCCUCUCAUGGCGGAGCCGGUCCGUCUGUUUCACUAUCAGAGAGGAGAUUCUAGAACUGAGUCGAAUAAUGAGUGAUUUCGAUCUCGGAACGACUCGGAGGAUGACGACUGAGACACACCGUACGACGACGUUUCUUGAUCUACUCCGACGCCAGAUGAGCGUUGCCGAUCGCACCAGGAGAAAGCGGACUCUUAGAGAACGGUUGAGAUUCAAAUUCACCGCAUGCUGUGGGCCCACCCUCAACAAUACAACAACUAGUGCUACUCUCCACAGUCCAACCUCUAGAGAAGACGAAAUCGAAGAACAAAGUGAAAUCCAGUUCGUUACCGGGUCAAACACUGGAUCGUGUUCGGGUAUGAAUCUCGCGACGGCUUUAGAGGCGGAGAGAUACAACCGGGGAGAACCGGCGGUUGAUAUGACGCCGAGGAGAGUGUCGUUGAUGAGAUUGCUGGAUGAGACGGCGGAGGGAGUGGACGAUGACGGGAGAGAGACGGAGAUCUCGAUGGCGUCGUUGGGGACGUUAACGGGUAACGAUUCGGUGUGCUGCGUGUGUAUGGGAAGAAAGAAAGGCGCUGCGUUUAUCCCCUGUGGACACACUUUUUGCAGAGUUUGCUCCAGAGAGCUGUGGCUCAACCGAGGCUCGUGUCCUCUUUGCAACCGUCCGAUCAUUGAGAUUCUUGACAUAUUUUGAAACCAAUCGGAUGGCUGUAAAUUCUCGAUCUAACACAAAGUUUUUUUACAGUUUGUUGCAUUUCGUUUGUUAUGGGAAAGUGAUGUAAAUUUUAAAAGAAAAAAAAAUACAAGAGAUUCUAUUAACAAGGCCCAUUAAG